This is a messenger RNA of Brassicogethes aeneus, 3029 nucleotides long. The record is from the annotation of a GenBank genome assembly. NCBI's taxonomy places the organism in Eukaryota, Metazoa, Arthropoda, Insecta, Coleoptera, Nitidulidae.
CUUAAACGACCACUUCCUACGCGCAGCGACUAGCACUUGUUUCAUUUGCUGAAUGAUCGUCGUUUGUUUAACAAAUGCGCACUCCAUGCCUACGUUGAUUUUCAACAACAAAACCAGUGGUAGUUUUUCGAAAAAAAAUGUGAACAUAUCUAGUGAAGCUUUUCAGUGAGUGAUUUUUGGUCAAUUGUGCGAAAAUUUGGAUUUAUUUAGUUUUGUUUGAAGGAUUUUUCGAUACCUAAAAAUGAACAAGAAGGAGCCAUUCUGCAGAGCCAACAGCAUAUGUCCAACCCCACAAAGCAUUCUACUGAACUUUGUUAGAACAAACGAUAUCAGAAACCUAAAAAGAUUAGUAUCCACUAAUCCAACUUUAUUAAAUUAUGUUUAUAAAACAGAUUUAAAUAAACCCAUACUUUUAAUUGCUUGCACUGAAACUGGUAUCAAACCUGAUACUGUAGAAGCUUUAAUUGAUUUGGGAGCUGAUUUAAACUAUGCCAGUCCAUAUGAUGAAGACUGGGAGGCCAUACAUUUUGCAGCAAGCUACACAAACAGCCACAUAUUAAAAGUCCUCUUGAAUAAAUCGCCUUUUAAAGUCAACUCCUUGGCAAAAGGCAACAACGCUUUGCACAUACUUGUAAAACAUGGCAACCAUGAUUUGGAUGAAUUUUUGAAAUGUGCUGAAUUAUUGGUUAACUCUGGUAUAGAUGUCAAUCAAGGUGAUGAAAAAAAUGUGUCUGCUAUUUUUUGGGCAGCUAAAAAAGAUUAUGCAGAUUUUAUCAAGCUUCUUCUGGAUGAUAACUUGUUGAAUGUAGACUUGGACUCUCACAAAUUGAGAGGUAAGAAUGCUAGAAGUCUUAUAGAAGAGAAAUCGUUAUAUACCGGAACACUUCCUCCAGAGUUCAACACCAACAACUAUGACUAUGGCAGAAUACUUUUUGCUUACUUGAAAUCGAAUAACGAAACUGCUUUCAUCAACUUUAAAAAUGGUGAAAUUAUACAAAUGAGCAAUCUGGACGACUCAUACAACACCUUACUACAAUUAUCAUGUGAAAAAGGUCUAAAUGAAGCCGUCCAACAUCUCUUAAAUAAAGGCGCUGAUCCAAACCUACGUACAGAAAAAAACAGCAAAUAUCCCAUUGAAAUAGCAUCAGAGCAAGGCUUCUACGAGAUCGUGCAACAAUUAUUGGACCACCCACAAAUAACACUACCGAAAAAAUUGAUCAUUUACCUCCUUAAGAACAUCGACAACGAAAAAUUCCCCCACAAAGACCACGAGAGGUGUUACGAAAUCCUCCUAAGUAAGCUUAACGUCAACAACAACCUCGCAGAUGUGAAUUUCGCUGAUGAGUAUGGUAAUACAGCCCUACAUUACUCUGUACGGUAUGCUGAAGCUGAAAAAACACAGGAGUUAUUAAAAUUAAAUGCCUCUCUUGCCUCCAAAAACAUCUACAACACAAUGCCAAUAGAAAGCAUUGAGCCAGAGCUUUUAGAAAAACAUUUGAAUGAUUGCAUCGAGUUCAACACCAAAUCAAAGACCAUAGAGAAGGAAGACUUUCCUGUCACCUUCAACUAUAGAAGCAUUAUACCACCAAUACCCAAGAAAGAUGUCUGUGUUGCUGAUUAUGACCCUGAGUUGAAAUAUAAGGCGUUUUCUGAAGAAUUGGUAAAGGAAACUGAGGUUGUUUUUUAUAUGUCACAUGCUCCUGAGUUUAGGCAUCUCUUGAAACAUCCUGUGAUUGUAAGCUUCCUAUUUAUGAAGUGGCAUAGAAUCAGAUGGUUGUUCUUUGUUAAUUUACUGUUUUACAUAAUGUUUUUCACCUCUUUGUUGCUCUAUAUUAUAUACUCAUUCGCCAAUUUCAACGAAGAAGAGAACACCCCCUUUCUUAACUUUGUAGUGUAUCUAUCACAUUUAAUCUUUGCCAUAACGUUCUUCAUUCUUGUUUUAAGAGAGUUGUUUCAAAUUAUUGUAUCCCCCAAAAAAUACUUAAUGAGUUUUGAAAAUUACAUCGAAAUAGUGCUUAUUUUUAUCACUGGUUGCAUCCUAUGCUCACCAAAUGCUGAUACUGACUACAGAAAACAAUUAUCUUCAACUGCAAUACUAUUAUCCGCUUUUGAGUUGGUUUUAAUGGUAGGCCAACAUCCUAAGUUAUCGACAAACGUUGUGAUGCUUAAAACAGUUUCGUUUAACUUUUUCAAGUUCUUACUGUGGUACUCAUUGCUGAUUAUUGCAUUUGCAUUUAGUUUCUUCAUAUUAUUCACAAAUCCGACAAGUGAACAACCAAAAAAUUCUACUGAUACCGAAGAUGAAGAUAUGUUUACAGGCCCAGGCAAAUCAUUAUUUAAAACUAUUAUAAUGUUGACUGGUGAAUUUGAUGCUGGGUCUAUAAAUUUCCAACAUUUCCCCAUACUCAGCAAGUUUAUAUUUGCCUUAUUUAUAUUCAUGAUAGCCAUAAUACUUCUAAAUCUUCUUAACGGUUUAGCAGUAUCUGACACCCAAAUUAUCAAAAACGAUGCCGAGUUGGUGGGCCACAUAGCAAGAGCUCAGCAUAUACACUAUGUUGAAAGUAUGUUACUUGGAAACAUAUUCCCAGAAAAAUUCGUUAAUUUCUUACAAAAUUGUUGCUGCUGUAUUCCUAAUUGCGAGCUUAUAGUUGCUAGACCACUAGCUAAAAGAUCCUGUUUGUUCCCACAUUAUUUACCAUAUGAGAUGACUGUAUACCCGAAUAAACAGGGUGAGGUUGUCAUGCCAAAAACUGUCAGAAACAGGAGGUUUUUAUUCAGUUCUUGUGCCUCAUGUCAUAAGAUUUAUCUGGAUAAAGAAACGGUGAGAAGAACGAAUAGUAUAAUACAAGAAAAGAGGGAUAAAUUAAAGGUAAAGAAAGAAUGCAAUCAAUUGGAUAAAAGGAUUGAAUUCUUGUUAAAAAUCCAACAAGAAAAUAAAGAAAAACUGGACUUAAUUAUAGAAAAUUUCUUAAGUGAUAAAUAUGUAUAAUAUAUUUUAUGUAUAAUAAAAACAAUUUUUAUAAUUUUAA